This is a messenger RNA of Arvicola amphibius (Eurasian water vole), 1318 nucleotides long. RefSeq names its product N-acetyltransferase 8-like. Gene Ontology annotation, molecular function: N-acetyltransferase activity. Bases 532 to 1215 code for a protein of 227 amino acids. The transcript is spliced from 3 exons. The record is from RefSeq and is a predicted model, not a curated record. NCBI's taxonomy places the organism in Eukaryota, Metazoa, Chordata, Mammalia, Rodentia, Cricetidae.
ACAGACCCUGGCAGGUUCUGGAUAUCAUCCUGGACACUCUGAUGUGGCAGCAGCUAAGAGGACAGAGAAACAAAAUAUUUCUAACUAGGAGAAUGCUUGCUGACACCUGCCAUGGGAAGCAUGGGAUUCUGAAAUCAUAAAUCCUGAAGAGGAAGCACAGCUGAGAACACCCCAUCUUCCUUCUGUGGGGAACCAUCUCAAUGUAGUGAAGAUUGGAGAAGUGGAAAGGGGACGGCAAUUGCCUGUGCUGUAUCAAGCUUGCUGUCCUCAAAAUUACCCUAGACAGCAGGUGUUGCUUUACAUUGAUUUAUAGGUGAAUUACACAGCCUCGGAAGUUGCAUGCCUAGGUUCACGUGACUUGGCACUGGAAGGGUCAGGGGUGCAAUGUUCUGGAGAACAACGCUGCCUCCCAGUGUUGGUGUUCUGCUUCCUCCUCGGUGGCAGGGGCAAUGUGCACCUGGCUGUAAGGAAGCAGUGCAAGCAGACCUGGAUAUGUCUUGUGGAUGCUGAGAUUUCAGACGAAGUUCUCCAAUGGCUUCUUUUCAUAUCCGCCAGUUCCAGGAGAGAGACUAUGAAAAAGUCGUGGAUUUGUUCUCCAGGGGCUUGAAGGAGCACAUCCCUGCCUCCUUCCGCCACCUGCUGACACUGCCCCGAACCCUCCUGGUCUUAGUUGGGGUGCCUCUUGCCAUAGUCCUGCUGUCUGGCUCCUGGCUCCUGGCUCUUCUGUGCAUCUUCUUCAUGCUUCUGUUCUUUUGGUUCCUUGUCAGUCAUGCCUGGAACAAGUAUGUGUCCAACAGUUUGCACACAGACAUGGCUGACAUCCCCAAGUUCUACCUGAGUGCUUGUGGUUCCUGCUUCUGGGUGGCUGAAUCUGAGGGAAUGGUGGUGGGCAUCGUGGGUGGUCUGCCAGUCCAGGAUCCCCCAUUAGGAAGGAAGCAGCUGCAGCUCUUUCGCCUGUCUGUGUCCUCACAGCAUCGUGGACAGGGGAUAGCGAAAGCAUUGGUCAGAGCUGUCCUCCAGUUUGCACGGGACCAGGGCUACAGUGACGUUGUCCUUGAGACAGGUGCCAUCCAGCAAGGUGCUGUGACCCUUUACUACAGCAUGGGCUUCCAGAAGACACGUGAAUUUUUCAUGGACACACUCCUGUGGGUCCUGGAUCUCUCUGUAAUUUCUUUCACCUACUCAUUCCCUUCUGCUCCCGAACAUGAGCUGUGACCUUCUUCCUCUGUGUGUCCGUCAGCCUCCAGCUCACUGUGCUGUGGAAAAAAAAAAAACAGCCCUGAUAUUGCAGUGGAUAAAUCAUAGAAUUCCUUUGUCA